AUGACUGUCCUCAAUUUACUGGAGAAGAUCUCUCAGGAUCCACAAAUUAUUAUCGAUAUAUUUGUCAACUAUGACUGUGAUGUGGAUGCUCCAAAUAUCUUCGAGAGCUGCUAUGGGUCUUACGUUUUGCAGAUGGAAAAUAUGUUGAGCUCUUUGAAUGGAGUUGCAAUUGGGAAGUGGAGGACCGUCAAUGGCCUUCUGAAAACUGCGCUAGGUCCACCCGCUGGUUCUACCACCACUUUGUCUCCUGCCCAGGAUGUCACAUUUCGGCAUGAAUCCGUAAAGUGCUUGGUAACAAUCAUCAAGUCGAUGGGAGCUUGGAUGGAUCAACAGCUGAGAAUUGGAGAUUUUUGCCCACAAAAGACCUCUGAUAAUGAGAAUUUAACAGAUAAUUGCCCUACCUUUGGUGGAGAAGAUGGAAAUUUUCCUGACUAUGAGUUGCAUUCAGAAGCAAACUCUGAAUUCUCAGAUGCUGCUACCUUGGAACAACGCCGAGCUUACAAGUUGGAGCUUCAGAAAGGGGUUUCGUUGUUUAAUCGGAAACCUUCAAAAGGCAUUGACUUUUUAGUAAGCACCAAGAAAAUUGGUGGUACUCCGGAAGCUGUGGCAUCUUUUCUUAAGAGCACCAGUGGCAUGAAUGAAGCUAUGAUUGGUGACUAUUUGGGUGAAAGGGACGAUUUCCCUUUGAAAGUUAUGCAUGCGUAUGUCGAUUCCUUUAACUUUGAAGGAAUGGACUUUGGCGAGGCAAUUAGAUUUUUCCUGAAGGGCUUCAGAUUACCUGGGGAGGCACAGAAGAUUGAUCGAAUCAUGGAAAAGUUUGCUGAGCGCUAUUGUAAAUGCAAUCCUACUUCAUUUACUAGUGCAAAUACUGCUUAUGUUCUUGCCUACUCUGUGAUAAUGCUCAACACGGAUGCCCAUAAUAGCAUCGUAAAAGAUAAGAUGUCCAAGGCUGAUUUCAUUCGUAAUAACCGUGGGAUUGAUGAUGGCAAGGACUUACCUGAAGAUUAUUUGGGCACCCUUUAUGAUCAAAUUGUGAAAAAUGAGAUUAAGAUGAAUGCUGACUCCUCUGUACCACAAAGCAAGCAGGGGAACAGCCUCAAUAAACUUUUGGGCUUGGACAGUAUACUCAAUCUAGUUUGGAAGCAGACAGAAGAAAGGCCGUUGGGUGCAAAUGGACUUCUGAUAAAUCACAUUCAAGAGCAGUUUAAGGCAAAAGCUGGAAAAUCAGAGUCUGUGUAUUAUGCUGUGGCAGAUGCAGCAAUAUUGAGGUUUAUGGUUGACGUCUGCUGGGGACCGAUGCUUGCUGCUUUUAGUGUGACUCUAGACCAGAGUGAUGAUAAGGCUGCUACUUCUCAAUGCUUACAGGGCUUCCGACAUGCUGUGCAUGUUACUGCAGUGAUGGGCAUGCAGACCCAGAGAGAUGCUUUUGUUACCACUGUGGCCAAGUUUACUUACCUCCAUUGCGCUGCAGAUAUGAAGCAAAAAAACGUUGAUACCGUCAAGGCAAUAAUCUCAAUCGCCAUUGAAGAUGGGAAUAAUCUCCAUGAAGCAUGGGAGCAUAUCUUAACAUGUCUAUCUCGAUUUGAACACUUGCAAUUGUUGGGAGAAGGCGCACCAUCUGAUGCAUCCUUUUUUCAUGCUUCAAAUGUUGAUUCUGAUGAAAAAUCAGUAAAAUCCUCGGGUUUAAUAUCUUUUAAGAAAAAAGGAACUCUCCAGAAUCCAGCUGUGGUGGCUGUUGUUCGAGGGGGUUCGUAUGACAGCACCACUAUUGGAAUCAACACUGCAGGUCUGGUAACCCCAGAACAAAUCAAUAAUUUUAUUUUGAACUUGAACUUGCUUGAUCAGAUUGGGAAUUUUGAGUUGAACCACAUAUUUGCUCAUAGCCAAAGGUUAAACAGUGAAGCAAUAGUGGCUUUUGUGAAAGCCCUUUGCAAAGUUUCCAUGUCAGAAUUGCAGUCUCCGACGGAUCCUCGUGUAUUCAGCCUCACAAAAAUAGUUGAAGCACUAUAA
Molecule: messenger RNA, 2010 nt
Organism: Ilex paraguariensis (yerba mate)
Lineage: Eukaryota; Viridiplantae; Streptophyta; Magnoliopsida; Aquifoliales; Aquifoliaceae
Source: the annotation of a GenBank genome assembly